Messenger RNA from Pygocentrus nattereri (red-bellied piranha), 1636 nucleotides. RefSeq names its product STN1 subunit of CST complex (gene stn1). The record is from RefSeq and is a predicted model, not a curated record. Gene Ontology annotation, biological process: DNA replication; nucleotide-excision repair; telomere capping. Gene Ontology annotation, cellular component: site of double-strand break; CST complex; chromosome, telomeric region. Bases 214 to 1326 code for a protein of 370 amino acids. Gene Ontology annotation, molecular function: single-stranded telomeric DNA binding. The transcript has 10 exons. NCBI's taxonomy places the organism in Eukaryota, Metazoa, Chordata, Actinopteri, Characiformes, Serrasalmidae.
UUUGAUUGUAUGGUUCUGUGGCUUUGUUUAGCUGGCCGCUGGCUGUGUGUGUGAAGCGGUUCGGCUGGCGGGGACGGGGCGCUGAUUUAGGAGGAAUUUAAAGGAAGGUGGAUUUGUUCGCUGAAGUGCCCGUGUGAUGUUUGAACAGUGGAGAUGAAAAUCUUUAGUCGAUUUUGUUUUGGGGUCAGUUUGGCCCUUUGGAAUUAAUGCACGAUGGCCAGUGAGCAAAGCGGUGCUGAAGAUGAACCUCCUUCGCUGUUGUGGGGACUGGACCCUGUGUUUUCUGCCUAUGCCAGGCUUUAUAUUAAAGACAUACUACAAAUAAGGGAGUCUCGACAAGUUCCAGGGAUCUACUUCUAUAAGAAUCACCCACUGUUCCAAGUGGACGUGCUGGGAACUGUUGUAUACAAACGAGAGAGAGAAGACUUUUAUUGCUAUGGAGUUGAUGACAGUACUGGAGUCAUCAACUGUCUGUGCUGGAAAGAUGAGAAAUGGAGAGAUCAAGGAGAUUCAGUGAAGGGAAAGGGCCAUGGUGGAGUCUUUAAUGUGGAGGAGCAGUUGAGGAAGCUUUGUGAAGCUCAGAGAAGCAGAUGCAUGUUGGAAAUUGGAGACCUGCUCCAAGUGCGUGGCUCCCUUAAAACCUCCCGGGAGCAGAGGGAGAUCAUGGCUUCCUCGUUUUAUAAAGUGAGCGAUCCUGUGAUGGAUGUGCAGAUUGCUCGAAUGCUGGACAUGCCUCAGCUCUACAGGGACUGCUACAACAAGCCCUUCCAGGUGCCGUGUGCUGAGCUUGAAGCGGGCACCACUGAUGCUGGGGGGGCGUCAAAUAUCCAAUCUAUGCUUGGUCAGUCAGUUCGCAUCCUGAAGGAGUUCCUGAAGGUGAAGGAGGUGCCCAAGUUUAGACCCUAUGACGUUGAGUACCUCUUACACCCUCUGAUCCGGUCGCCUGUUUCGAGCACAUCAACAAGACAGGAGGCGACUUCUGUUGGUCCAUCGUUUCCCACACAAGUCAAGAACCUUCUUAAAGAAACACUGAAGCUUCUCCAGAGAGAGGGGGAGAUAUUCCGCAAGGUCCUGUCCCCAGAUGAGCUUUACCAUGUAACUGAACAGGAUAAAGAUCUGCUUGCAGCGAUCCGAGAUGUCAUACAAGAAGAUUCCAAAAGGGAGAAAUAUGCCGAGAAGGGUUGCCAUAUCCUGCAUGUCUUAUCCAGUGUAAGGCAGCGAUACAGUCGGAAUCUGAGCAGAGAAGCCCUGGAAGUUGCCCUCAAGUUUUUAGAGUGCAACAGUGACAUCAUCAGCACUACGGACUCUCACUACACUGUUUUGUAGCAGUGAGGUUUGAAACAUCUUGGAAAAGCCACAGAUCAUCCCUAUAGACAGUUCUGUAGAAACCUGUGUUAGGUCGAUGGAAAGAGUGUUCAAGUCUUUGGUAUUCCAGAACACAGAAAAAUGGAUUGAGGUGCAGUUACAUUGCUGUAAAUGUGAGGGGGUUCUUAUGAGUAAUUAGAACCAGUUCCAUCAUGAACAGAAUCCGUCAGGGUCACUGGAAAUAGCAUUUUUAUUGAGUGUUUGGUUUGCACUGCAGUUUUGUUUCUGUAUUGCUGUAAUUCUCCUAAAAUUACAAUCAUGUUUCAUUUUA